This is a messenger RNA of Anoplopoma fimbria (sablefish), 1265 nucleotides long. RefSeq names its product ras-related protein Rab-33B-like. The transcript has 3 exons. Gene Ontology annotation, cellular component: endosome; Golgi apparatus. The coding region runs from base 281 to 1006 and encodes 241 amino acids. Lineage: Eukaryota; Metazoa; Chordata; Actinopteri; Perciformes; Anoplopomatidae. The record is from RefSeq and is a predicted model, not a curated record. Gene Ontology annotation, biological process: Rab protein signal transduction. Gene Ontology annotation, molecular function: GTP binding; GTPase activity.
CCAAUCAUCCCCAUGCUGUCAAAUGAGACGCCGGUGACUCCCUCGGUGAAUCCUCCUGCAUUCACUGAUCCGAGCCGUGAGGAGUUUUCAAGGAGCGUUAAGGUGGAAAAGUUACUCUUAAAAAACACCUAAAGGGAGUUUCUUUUCUUCCCACAAGUCUUACUAGACUUUGUUCAGAUCUUUAUCUUUAUUAGAAAACCUCUCCUGGAGAUAACGUUUGAAGCGGAGCGCGUUAUAUGCGCAUUGAUUUUCACCUGAAUUUGCUUUGAACGACGGCCACAUGGAGUCAUCUCUGGAGUUUUCCAACUCUUUGGGCAGCGUGUCCUCCCUGCUGAGUCGCUGUCGGACCUUUAAGGUGCUGGUGAUCGGAGACUCCGCGGUGGGGAAGACCUGCCUCACACACCGACUCUGCGCCGGAGAGUUCCCCAGCAGAGUGGAGGCCACCAUCGGGGUGGACUUCCGCGAAAGGCAGCUGGAUAUCAAUGGAGAGAAAAUUAAGCUCCAGCUGUGGGACACAGCGGGACAGGAGCGUUUCCGUAAGUCCAUGGUGCAGCACUACUAUCGCAAUGUCCACGCCGUGCUCUUCGUUUAUGAUGUCACCUGCCCCGCCAGCUUCAGCAGCAUGACAGCCUGGAUAGAAGAGUGCAGGCAGAACUCUGUCGGGCAGGAAAUCCCCAGGUUCCUGGUGGGUAAUAAGAGUGACCUCCGUGACCCCAGCAGGACUGACUGCCAGGUGAGCCAGGAGCAGGCGAUGAGCUUUGCCAAAGCCCACGGCAUGAUGUGUUUUGAGACCUCCGCCAAGAACCCGCCAAACAAAUGCGGGAACGCUCAACGUGGUGAUGGGGAGCUGCUGUAUCAUCAGGAUAAGGUGGAGGACAUUGUUGUUGCUGUUGGUGCCAAACUGAAGAGACAGAAGAAACCUGCAGCAGCAAACGCCUCGUCGUACGGAUCAUUUAAAGUCCUGAACAAGAAAAGACCAGAGAAAGAGCUGUGGACCUGCUGCUGAGAGACAGAGGGAACGUUGGCCCUUUCAGAUGGAAGAAUGUGACGUUUUUAGCUCUUGUGCAUGAUUGUGUGUGCGCGUUUGUGUCAAUAAGAGAAUGACCCUGCUGUGCAUAUGUUAAUUUUUGACCACAUACAUUUAUACAAUCUUUUAUUACAUCUAAAAUUACUCCCACACUGAACUUUAAUAUUUAUACUCUUUAAUAUGUGAGACGUCCUUCUUGGAAAUUGUAUGUAUAUUUGUGAUAUUUUUGUUUACACUG